Messenger RNA from Brugia malayi, 1674 nucleotides. RefSeq lists its product as uncharacterized. Gene Ontology annotation, molecular function: transmembrane transporter activity. Gene Ontology annotation, biological process: transmembrane transport. The transcript is spliced from 12 exons. Bases 1 to 1674 code for a protein of 557 amino acids. The record is from RefSeq and is a predicted model, not a curated record. NCBI's taxonomy places the organism in Eukaryota, Metazoa, Nematoda, Chromadorea, Rhabditida, Onchocercidae.
AUGAUUAAAGAUAGAUACAAGUUAUUGCCAGCUUCAUUACCAAAAGAAGCUGACGAAUGGUCAAAUAAAGCGGAGAUAGAACCGGGAGUUCCAAGAAAUGAUGAUAUGUACAAAUCGUUGGAUGCAAAUAAGUUACUCAAUGAAUUUGGUACGUAUGGACGAUAUCAAAUGAUUUCCUAUAUGCUUUGCCAGUUAACCAAUUUUUUUUAUGCUGUAUCAAUAUUUAUUAUGAUUUUUGUAAAUCGAAAACCGCAAGAUUUUGCUUGCAAGAUUAAUGAUCCGACACGAAUCGAAAUGAUUAAUACAAUGGAUCCCUGCAUGAUUAAAGAUGUGAAUACAGGAAACGAACUGAGAUGUGCUUCAGUUAAUAGCGGAACAUCAAUUGUCAGUAAUUCAACAGAUCAAUCGUACAGUAUACUUUUCGAGUAUGAAUUAUUAUGUGUCAACCCAUUUAUACAAGAAGCUGGUUUUUCAGUUUUUUCGGCUGGUGCUCUUCUAGUAGUACCAAUAGCAUCACAUCUAUCAGAUCGGUAUGGUCGCCGACGUAUCUUUUUAAUUUCCAUGUAUUCAAGUGUCAUAUUCAGUUUUAUUAUAGCAUUUUCACCUAAUUAUGCAAUCUUCGUAUUGUUGCGAUUUCUUGUGGGAGCAGCAGCCGAUACCUAUUUGACAAUUGGCUCAAUUCUUUGUUGUGAAACAGUAGCUGGAUCAUUUCGUGAAUGGAUAAGUUUAUUUGGAGUAACAUUUUGGCUACUCGGAUAUUUGUAUGUCGGAGCUUUGGAAGUGUUCAUUAAGGACUGGAGAAAACUAUACUUCAUAUCAGCAGUCCCCAGUUUAUUGACUAUUGUAUAUUUCUGGUUGCUUCCUGAAUCACCACACUGGAUGAUCUCACGCAGACGGAUACAUGGCAUCCAAAAGUAUAUUAAAAUGUCUUCAUGGUACAAACAUCACAAAUUGUUCAAUAAUGUUAAAAUUGAUUUAAAUAAAUGUCAAUCGGAAAGUAUCCAGAAGAGACUUGCAGAAGAAUUUAAAGAAAGAAGUGUCUGUGAUUUAUUUAAAUAUAAACGAAUUAUGUUUUUUCUGUUUGUCAACGGCUAUAUCACGAUGACUAUGAACUUUUAUUAUUUUGUUGUUUCAUUUAAUAGUGUCAAUCUAACCGAGCAUGCAUUCACCGGUUAUGUUCUAUCCGGUUUAUCAGAGAUCCCGGGAGGUAUCAUUGUUAUUCCAUUGCUGCAUUUUUUUGGUCGCCGUUCUGUUGCAUGCGUAUCAUUUUUCUUGCAAGCUUGUGCCGCACUUAUUACACCAUUCGUUCAAGGAAUUCGAUGGGCUCGGAUAUCAUGCAACUUAUUCGGAAGAAUGAUCAACGAAGUAGUAUAUGCAACCCAUCCUUUACUGGCAAACGAAAUGAUGCCAACAACCAUUCGAACAAUCAGUUAUUCAAUAAUUAAUAUACCUCAGAGCAUUGGAAUCAUGUUUUCACCAUUACUCAAAUAUUCAGAUCUGGGUGACGGCAAAGUACCGCAAUUCAUCCUAGCCGGUUUAUCAUUUGCUGCAGCGGUGCUAGCCAUUACUUUACCGGAGACCAAAGAUAAACCAAUGCCUGAAGACUUAAAUCAAUUAGAUCCAGGACCAUUUCUGGGAUAUUUCAUUACAAGACAAAGCUUAACAAAGAAAUGA